AUGGAGCGAUCCAUGAGGGAGCUGUUUCUCAACUUUACCGUGGUCCUCAUAACUUUAAUCCUCAUGUGGCUGCAGGUAAGAUCAUAUCAGUACUAA
Molecule: messenger RNA, 96 nt
Organism: Gracilinanus agilis (Agile Gracile Mouse Opossum)
Lineage: Eukaryota; Metazoa; Chordata; Mammalia; Didelphimorphia; Didelphidae
Product: sarcolipin-like
Exons: 1
Coding region: 1-96 (31 amino acids)
Cellular component (GO): membrane
Molecular function (GO): enzyme regulator activity
Source: RefSeq, a predicted model, not a curated record